This is a messenger RNA of Thecamonas trahens ATCC 50062, 504 nucleotides long. RefSeq lists its product as uncharacterized. Gene Ontology annotation, biological process: protein folding in endoplasmic reticulum. Lineage: Eukaryota; Apusomonadida; Apusomonadidae. The transcript has 2 exons. The record is from RefSeq and is a predicted model, not a curated record. Gene Ontology annotation, cellular component: EMC complex. The coding region runs from base 1 to 504 and encodes 167 amino acids.
AUGCCGUUCAGCCCAGGACGGGCCCUGCGCCCGCCGCCGGGCCUCUCUGCGGUGCUCUCGCCUGCGGUGGCGGCGGCUCUGGAGAGCUCUGCGGCGGCGCCGCGAGCGUCUGCCCACGAGAAGAAGGCCUGGGAGCUGGCCAUGUCUCCGGUCAAGGGGUUCUUCAUGACGGGCUUUAUGCUGUGGAUGUCUGGCUCGUCGGUUGGCAUCUUCUCCAUGAUGAUGACGUACAUGGCUCUCUCGGCGCCCGUCUCCGCCAUGAUGAACGUCUCGAACGUGUUCAAGGGCCUCGCCAAGGCCGCCAAGCUGACUACCGGCAAGGAGCCGUCGUUCCUCCUGCAGAAGAUUGCCUACCUCCUCCUCCAGUGCGUCGCCCUCGCUCUCGGCCUGUGGAAGCUCAAGUCGCUCGGCCUCCUGCCCACAAAGCUCUCCGAUCUCUUUGGCCACAUGAACGUCCGUCAUCCGCUCCAUCUCGUCAUCCCGGCCGAUCUGCCUGCGCUCUAG